GUUGCAGCAGGCCAAGACCGCAAAGCGGUUGUAGCGUCUGAUAAGUAAGUAAGUAAGUUAUCUCAUGUUUGGAGUUUAUAGCAGCAAACAAUUCUUGUUGAUUCGUUCCACAUAAUUGGCAUUAAAUUGCUAAGCUUGAUUGAAGCUAUAAAACUAACUGUACGGAACAGUUCCAACGCCAGUAGGUUGUUUCAGACGACGCCCUCAAAAUGUUUCCAUACAUCACUUUCCGUUCAAUAUCUUCGUUCGCUUUUCUGCUAGUCUCGGUAGUCAUACUCAUAUGGUUGCCGGUGUUUGAAGCUAACGAUAACGAAAUUCCACCAGAAUGUCUGAAUGAGACGAAACUGUCCAUCGAUUACAACGUGUUCGACUUCUUCCUAACGUACAACGAAACCGAAGCAUGGUUAUCGGCCCUGGCGACCGAGUUUCCGGAAAAGUGUAAACUUCAAUCCCUAGGCCAAUCGACCGAGGGCCGCGAAAUUACUGCCAUCUCCAUCUUUUACGAUAAACCGAAAACGAUCAUCAUGCUAGCCAACUUGCGGGCCCGCGAAUGGGUCGGAAUGACGUCCGCCAUCUACACCAUCCAUGAGCUGAUCCGCAACGUCGCCAAAUAUCCUUACGCGGAUGAAUAUCACUGGAUCAUAGUACCGAUAACGAACCCGGACGGGUACGAGUAUACCAAGCUGCACGAUCGCAAGUGGACAAAGACCCGCUCACCACAGGCCGGUGGAAACUUUGGUGUCCAGAUUGACGGAAAUUUUGAUAUCAAGUGGGACGGUGCGACCAAUGCCGUGUUCAUCCAGCCGUCAGGACAAUCGUACCGUGGACCUGCUCCAUUUUCCGAACCAGAAUCGAAGGCGGUUAAGGAGCUGUUGGAGAGCCACAAGAACGCUACGCUGGUGGUCGAUCUGCAAAGCAACGGACCGUACAUCUUCAUGCCGUGGGCGUAUACGCAUGAACCGGCGCCGAACAUGGCACUGGCCCGUAAUGUCGUGAAUGCCGGACGGACGGCAAUCUAUCAAGAAUCGCAACAGGAGUUUGAGGUUGGGAUCGUGUCCGACUACUUACCGUUUCAGUACGGCACCUGUCUCGACUAUUGCUGCUCGAUUGGUAUUCGGGUGUGCAUUACGCUGAAGCAAACGCAGACCGGGCACGAGAUACGAACGGAUGAGAUCAUACCGCUAGGGCGGGAAGCGUUUUCCGCCAUUCAAGCGAUGGCUAUUGAGUCCGAUUGGCAGAUGUGGAAUUAGGAUGGUGUCCUGAGGGGUUUGCGGAAUAUUUUGAAACGGUUAAUAAAACAUUUGAUUUGAAGGUAAUGAA
Molecule: messenger RNA, 1320 nt
Organism: Anopheles stephensi (Asian malaria mosquito)
Lineage: Eukaryota; Metazoa; Arthropoda; Insecta; Diptera; Culicidae
Product: carboxypeptidase B-like
Exons: 2
Coding region: 210-1250 (346 amino acids)
Biological process (GO): proteolysis
Molecular function (GO): metallocarboxypeptidase activity; zinc ion binding
Source: RefSeq, a predicted model, not a curated record